Messenger RNA from Heterocephalus glaber (naked mole-rat), 2410 nucleotides. NCBI's taxonomy places the organism in Eukaryota, Metazoa, Chordata, Mammalia, Rodentia, Bathyergidae. The record is from RefSeq and is a predicted model, not a curated record.
ACCCACACCUCCCAGGGCCUCCGGAGACUACAGCGCUACCCUUCAGCCUUCGGAGCCAAACCAAGACGUUACUGGUGUGUUCCGGGAGGGCAGCUCCUCCCCCUCCCGGAUCCGUGCAGCAUAGGCAGGGGAUCCCCUGGCGUCUCCAAAGUCUAGCGCCAAGAUGAUGUUUUCCCGAGGGUGGGUGAUAAAUCGGAACCCUGAGCGGCCCGAGGGGGCACCUGACCAUCACGGCUCUGGAGGAUGGGGGAUGGAGGUUUGGAAGGUGCCGGAGUGACAGAAGGCGUUUACCUGGCUACGGAGACAGAAGCGCAGGGGAAGGAGGCAGGAGAAGAGGCAACUCAGGAGUGUGGCCCCUGAGAAGAUUCCAAGCACCACAACAGGUUGGAAGGGAGCAUGGCUCAGCAAGAUGGAAAGAGAUCAGAAUCCUGAAAAUAACAGCUGCAGGAACCCAUACCUUCCAGAAGGCAUCCAGAAUCUCCUGGAAGAUUCUAGCAAGGACCCUCUUCCUCUUUCACCAAAACACAUGUGUUGGGGUGGGGGACUUCCAAUUCCAAGGUCUCCUCCCAAUCUUGAUCCCCAUUCUCCCUCAAAGCACUCAGAACUCCAGAAACCAUACCAUACCCAUGGUAAGUGCUGAUGCAUCCUUCCUUCUUCCCUCUCCUUGCAGGGCCCUGAACUCAGGAACAGAGAUGUAAGGCUCCCAUAAUAGACUAGACACCAAUGUGCAGGUCCAGAGGACCACGUCUGAGAGGUCAAAACAUGGUGUGAGGAAGAGGUCGGGUGACCAUGGGUAGGAUCCUGUUUGUGAGAGAGGCCUCAUGGCAGAGCCUAGAGACGUCUCUUCAGGCCCCCAUUGGGGGCCCAACAGUAGUCCCCAGCUCCUCACCUCUCCCUCCCCAGUGACAAUUUUGAAGAGUUGGUCACCAUCCAAGGGAUGGCCAUCAAGGUUAACUGAUCCUCUGAUGACCCCUUGUCCCCCCGCUGAUGUGACAUGGCCCACUCCAGGCUCCCACAGAACCCAGGUCCUGUCUCUCAGCCCUGCCACCCUCUGAUCCUCCUCCUUCCCCUCUCUUCUCAGCUGGGCUCCAGGCAGCUAUGGGGCUGUGCUGGGUCCAGCCAGGGCGUGAAGGAGACCGUGCUACUUCACACUCCUUCAUGAUCUUGUGGACUCUGGGUGAGGGCCAGGGAGCAGAUUCCAGUCCUCAGCCAGGUGGGAUGGAGGUUAUGUUUGCAGAAUGGGCUGCCCUGGGCCCUCCUCCCCAAGUCUUCCUGGGAUCAGAGCCUCUUUUCUCACAGAGAAGCAAAAGAAGAACAGGAAACUUCCCAGAGGCGGCCAGCACAGGUGUUGGGAAAACAAAAGAGCAGGUUAUGGCCCACAGGUCCCCUGGGACAGCCCGUGGGAGGAGAGCACCCCCGGCCCAGGGUAGGCACAGAGCUCCUCUGUCCCAGGCCUUCAGGGCCGAGGUGCCCCUGGCUGGUUUUGCCUGUGGGGGGACAAAGGCAGCCCCUGUUAGGGGAAAAUCCCUCGGGCACCCGAUCGGAGACACCAGGUCUCACUUUCACACCCAGAGAGAGAUGUGUGGAGACAGCUCCCUCGGGACCUCCCAGUCCUCCCGGAUCGAGAAGACAGCUCCAUGGGCCUCUCCUUCGCCCCACCUGCCACUCGCUCACAACCAGAGAAUGGCAGCUCCAGAGGACUUCUCCGUCAUUCCUGGGUGCAUCCCAGGACCUAGCAUGAUAACCGGCAUGGGGCAGGGACACAAGUCACUUGGCAAGUCAGUUGUUUGCACAGUCAAGGAAAGAAGGGAAGGAGGGAGGCCAUUCCUGUUUCCACAUCCACGGGGCCCCUCUCACAACCCUGGCAUGUGGGCUGGUGGGGAUUGUCAUUUCCAGGGUUCCUGCCUCUACCUCAGCCUGGAUGAAGAAACCUUUACGCAUCUACACUCCACAAAUCCCCUGUUUCCUUUCUGCAACAGGGCCCUGAUAUCCAGUAUUGAUUCCAGCUAAACUUGAAAGGACCCAACCCCUUUCCUUGGCCAUUUACAUGAGGACACCGAGGCCUUGAGAGAUACAGUGGCCUCCCAGGGGUCAUGCAGCUAGGCAGUGGCCAUGCCAGAGCUCAUCCAGGGACCCCAACCCUGGUUCAUUGCUUUUCCAUAGCACAACACUGCAGCCAGAAGGGGAGAGAGGGGAGGAGGGAAGGCAAUGUCUUUCCUCCCGGAGGAAUCACAAGGAGGUGACUCCCUAGAUCCUCUUUCUCCCUUCACCACCACUAACCCGGGUCCCUGGUCUCCAACAGUCAGGAAGUUCCUCCUGAUACCUCACCUCCAUCCCCCUUCUCAAAUUCCAGACUAUUUCAUCUUAGCCUGCCUUGCCCAGAGCAGGAGAAUAGCUUGGUCACUCUCAU